This is a messenger RNA of Lolium perenne, 1707 nucleotides long. RefSeq names its product farnesylcysteine lyase. Lineage: Eukaryota; Viridiplantae; Streptophyta; Magnoliopsida; Poales; Poaceae. Gene Ontology annotation, molecular function: prenylcysteine oxidase activity. Gene Ontology annotation, biological process: prenylcysteine catabolic process; prenylated protein catabolic process. The record is from RefSeq and is a predicted model, not a curated record.
AAAAUGGUUUCUCAUGAUGGUUUAUACGGAAGAAAAGAUUCACAAAGCGUUGACUUUCCCGAUGCCGUCCCUCCUCCUCCGCAUCGUCCUCCUCCUGCUACCCUCCCUCCUCGCCGCCACCGGCACCGCCGACGACAUCUGCAUCGUCGGCAGCGGCAUCUCGGGCGCCUCCACAGCCUUCUUCCUCACCAACUACACCACCUCCCUCCCCCAGCUCCGCGUCUUCGAGCGCCGGGGAAAGGUCGGCGGCCGCCUCGCCACCGUCACCAUCGGCGGCGAAGAUUUCGAGGCCGGCGGCGCCAUCAUCCACCCCCGCAACCUCCACGUGCGACGCUUCGCCGCCCUCCUCGGCCUCUCCGCCAGGGACGACGGCGACGACGACUGGCUCGGAAUCUGGGACGGCGGCCGCUUCGUGUUCAGUACCCUCCGGCCGCCGCCGCCGGGAAGCUCCUGGCUGCGCCGCAGGCUGCACGGCCUCGCCAACUCGCUCGUGCUGCUCAGGCGCUAUGGCCUCUCGCUGCUCAAGAUGGACAGCUUUGUGCAGGAAAUGUUGCAAAAAUUUCUGCUAUACUACAAUGGGUUUGAGUCCCGCCCUGUGUUCGACAGCGUUGAGGAGAUGCUCAAGUGGUCGGGCCUGUAUGGGCUCACUCAGAGGACUCUAGAGGAGGAGCUCAUUGAUGCUGGGCUGAAUUCUCAAACUAUAUCAGAGCUUGUCACCGUGAUAACAAGGAUCAACUAUGGACAAAGCGUGAGUAUAAGUGGCCUUGCGGGCGCUGUGUCUUUAGCUGGCUCCGAGUCUGGAUUAUGGGCUAUCAAAGGAGGAAACUGGCAGCUAGCUGCUGGGUUGCUUAAGACUGCUAACGCCACCUUGCAUCUCCAAGAAGGCAUAGACUCAAUCUCUGAUGCAGGGGAUUACUACGUUCUGAAAUCCAAUGAAGGGCAUGAAUAUAACUGUAAGGUGACGGUUGUUGCAACACCACUCGACGAGGUGAACAUUAAAUUUGCCCCUCCAAUCUCCAUUCCACCGAGGAAGAUGCAGCACACCCAUGCAACAUUUGUCAAGGGCCUCUUGAACCCUGAAUUCUUUGGUUUGGGCUCAGUUUCAGAUAUUCCACAGCUGAUAGCAACCAUGGAGCUCCCGGAUAUCCCUUUCUCAUCCAUCUCAGUUCUGAAGAAGCAUGGGGAGCAUGACAUGACUUACAAGGUGUUCUCGCAUGCGAAGCUGAAUGACACUUUACUGGACCAGAUCUUCAGCACAAGGGAGGAGACCAUCCGGAUAGACUGGCCUGCUUACCCCCACUACCAUGCCCCUGAAGAUUUCGCGCCGAUCAUACUGGACGGGAAACACCUGUACUACGUGAACAGCUUCGAGAGUGCUGCGAGCGCCAUGGAGACGGGCGCUGUCGCAGCGGAAAACGUGGCAAGGCUCAUCAUCUCAAGGCUGCCUCUUGGCCUGCGAGCCGGGCUCUCGUCGGCGGUGUCUGAGCUUCACAUCAAAUCGUUCUCUGGCGAGCAAGAUUCUGGGAGGGUAGACCUGUGAAUGUUGAAGACAAUGCUUAGUUUUGAUGCCCAGAGUCGCUGUAGCCCCCCUGUUUCUGUACACGCAUUGCAGGCUGUGUAGUGGAGUGUGGACCUGAUGUAUAUACAAUACAGGUAAAACAAAAUACAGAUUUAAUAACAAUUUUGCACUGUGUGUAAUACUUUGAA